GCAAAAUCCUUACAGUAGCAUUCCCUGCGUUUCUCUACAAGAUUUUUACAACACUUCUGGAGACUGGCUGGUACAGGCCUUGUACUAAUUGUCUGUCGGAAUCGCUGCAACGAUCAUCAGCAGUAAAAAAGGGCAGGCAUGAAGGGAGUUCGUGGGAUCUUCCGGGGCUCCAAGAGCAAUCGUGAAUCCGAUACCGCGCUCCCCUCCGCAUCCUCACAACAGGGUGAGCCGCUGGGAUCUGAUUUGAUUGUUGGAGUUGCACCGCCUUCCACGGCUCGUGGUGAAGCUACCGCCUUGGGGUCUCCGCAAGCCAGUGAAUUUCGCACUUAUCGCACUCCCGAUCGAGCCUUUUCGGCGGAUCGACCUUCGUACAAGGAGGGCACGCCCAAAAUACGUGAAGCAAUCGCUGAAAAUUACGACGACGAUGGACGGGAAUCAGAAUCAGAUUCCGAACGUGUCGGAGCUUCCGCUGCGGAUGUCAACGAUGAUCGUAACGCCAACCUCACCCAGUCAACGAUCAAAUCCAAACACAUUGCAACUUCGGCUGGCACCCGCCGCUUACAGCGUAUCAUGAACAAGCCAAGUACGGCGUCGGCUGCUUCGGAGAAUACCGGAUCGUCUUCAAAGGAUCCUAAAAGGUCGGUCUCGGCUAUUGCGAAAGAACGCGUCGGUAAUGUGCGCAACGUGGAAGAAGUCGCAAAGUUUGCGGCACGCGUUGUUCUGCCUCCGUUCAGGGUGGAUGCCGCCAGUAUCGGCGGAUCCCUACUGGAAACGUAUCCUACUUCGAUGCAACAAGAAUGUCUUUUGUGCAUGUCAGCUCAGUUUGAAAGUACCGGUGGCGAAGGAAUCGCAAUGUCUGCUUUACAGUAUCCGGCUAACUAUACUCAACACAAACGUUCACUGGGUCUGCUUGGUAUGGGCACAAAGGGGCGUCACAAACUACGAUUCAUUGUAAUUGCACGUUCCACAAAUCGCCCGUUCCUAAGCAAACACAAACAUUCCGAUCUUAACGAAACUCCACGAUCAAAGGACGGUCAUGCUAAUGCUUCGGAAGGCACUCAAGACUAUGAUGCUAUGUUUGGUGCGGACGACGUCGAUCAGGAGAGCAUUAAUCGCAACGAUACUUCUAUGACGGAAGAGGUUUCAAGCCCCGAAAGUAACGAAGUCGUAUCCCCCGCCGCCGAAGCGCAAAACUCCUCGGCCGAAGACGAAGUGUCCUCUUUCCCCGUGCUAGUUUGUUUGACACUGAACGCCGAUGGCACCGCCCCGGACAUCCGCAAACUCGUACCGCUUGAUCAGCUAACAACCGUUCAAGAUUUGCACGCAUCAGUUGUCCAACUAGCGUUUGUCAAUGGCGAUACUGUUCGUUUGGACUUUUCUGAAACAAUGGGAGACGGCAAUAUGGGCAAUUCUCCGACUAGCAUGGAAGACAAAACUGUCGAAGCCACGAUGGAUAAAGAGCGUUUCAUUUGGUCGCUGUUGCAAAUUCAUGCAAUGUUGUGCGUUUCGGUGGUUGAUCGUCUUGCGUCUGCGACCAAUAAAACCCAAAAAAUUUUGCCGCCUCUGAAUGUACGCAAUAUGGACCGCGCAGAACUCCAAUACGUUGCCACGGUCAACGGUUUCUUGCGCAAUUCUCGAAUUUUGUGCGCCAUGCUAGAGCGUCAACGUGGUUUGAUGGAGCUUGAAGGCACCGAGGAAGCCAAGGUGGCUUUGGGUGAAAUGGAAGUCAUAGCGUACGACCUAAUGAUGGGAAAUUUUUCCUCGCGGGUUGAGCUGUUUCAUUCAGAAGGAGAAAAGAAAGAUGCCGAAGAGGUUUUGAACCAAAUCGAUUGGAUAGAAACUUUGCACAAGGAAGAUAUGACUACGGCUAGUGUUGCGGAACGGUUAAGUCUGACGCUGCAAAUUCGUAUGCGGGAUUUGGAAGCCGAAACAUGUCGUCGCUUGAUCGCCUGGGAGGACGAAAAGAACUAUUCAGCGGCUGAAAAGUCUGAUGUUUUUACCCAGACACAUGAUCGAGACACCACAGUCGACGCCUUAGCGUUGGCUUCCCUUUUCAAAACUCUUGAGUCUCUAGAUUCCGAGCUUCGAGAUAUGGAGGAGUGGUUGCAUGAUAGAGCAGCAGCCAUCAAGCCUCUGACCGAUGAUUGUGCAGAUAUUGAGGAAGAAAAUCGCCAGCUUGAACAGCAAUGGAAAAGUUACGACAUGCUUGGAGUGGAAAUGCGACGACUUCUGAAAGGACUUGAUAUCAAUGAAGAAAUGGAAAAGGUCCUCAAGAACCCGGCAAGCGCUCUGGUUUAUGACGAGGAAGGAUUGAUAGACGUCGACGAAAGCGAUGAAGGUAUCGAAACAAUUUAUGAGGCUGGAAAAGCAUUAGAAGAAGCUAUUGAAUAUCCCAAACGAUCCGGUGGUAUCCACCUUCGAGCGGUGGUCGAACGCACGCAAGGAUUAAGAGCGAUUGCGAAAAGCUUUUGCACAGCGUUGGCUCAAAUCGUGGUGACGGUCAUGGAACAAUUCAAGACUGAAGUUGUCGCCGGCAGCGAUUAUGGAAAAGUAUCAAAGAGCGAUACGCACUCCAUGAUUGCCAAAAAGAUUCGCGAUACACAACGAAAGUUUCAGUCGUCGUUGCUGGCAUACAUCAAACUUAUCGAAAUUCUUGCUGCCCUGAGCCCCGAAAUGCUUCCCGCUCUAAGAGACGCCUACUCCGAGCUUGUUGCCGAAGGGUAUUUCCAAGCUCUCCCAGGCAGGAAUGCUGCACAUUUAAACCGAGCUGGCAAAGAUAUCAAAGAUUACAAUCCUAAUGAUACAUCUCCUAUGGAAUCUGUCAAUGCGCCUGACAUCCGUGCUACCUUAAACGAACUCCUUCCCGUCGUUGCUAGGGAAGCCUAUUUUGUGUCUGCGCUAUUCGGCAAUAGUUCGAAAGAGCUGGACGGCCGCGAGAAAAAGCGCAACUUUGAAAAUGCAAGAGACUCGGUCGACAGCGCAACUCACCAUUUUCGCUAUUACCUACUCCGAGCCUGUGGUAUAUAUCCCGACGAGGAGCCCGGACGGCCCGUGGCUGAAAUGGGUGUUCGUGGUGAUCCGCUUCUCUGCCUAGUUGCUUCUAUAUAUUUGAACGAAGCGAUUGACAAUUACGUUGAUCGAGAAAAAAGGGGUGGCGACCAUUCACUAUCACUAGCAUACAUUCGAGCAACAAUCCUUGAUCUGCGGAAGAAGGCCGACAAGCAAUGGGUAGUUUGGGUUGACAUGCAAAAUGAUUGGAUUCGUUCCUAUGACGGCGUCCCAGUCAGUGGCAAACGUGCAGGUGUUUUUCCAAGCUUUGCUCGUUUUCCGUACUAUAUUGACCACCUGAUUCAGUGCUGCUGUGAAGGUCGUGAUGAAGGAUACUUCCCCGAUAUUGGGAACAUAAAAGUGAUCAAUUAUUAUCUGCAGAAGAUGGCUGCUACGCUUAUUGAGAGCCUUCGGGAAUUUGCUUCGCGCGAGUCUACGGACCAACAAUAUGCGUCCAACGUGAUGCUGAUGGAAAACACAUACUACUUUUCUCAAUCAAUGAAGCAACGUGGUGAUGUCAUUUCGAAUUUGUUUGCGAAACAAAUCACUAAAGCAAGCGCCAUGUGUAAGGAGAGUACCGAUGCUUACCUGGGAUGGAUGAUAAAGCGUGAAUUUAUCGCAUUGCAUGAGCUUUUCUCUCGAGUUUCCAAGAUUCAUCGUGAUCACGGUGACCGCGAAGUAUUGGUCCAUGUUCCCAAGGUGCAAUUCGUGAAGACACUGGUGAAGGAAGCUGACCGACAGGUUCUGCGGGAAAGGAUUGGGUUGAUGUUUUCUCGCAUGGAAAAACACCUUUCCGCUGAAGGUGGUCUUUUGCCCGUCGCAUGGAAGGCUCUCGUCAAGGUCUUGUACGAGUGGUUCGGCCGCUGGGAAAAGCUGAGCUCGCAACUAUAUGGUCACCCACUGGAUCCAACUGCCAUCGAUAUAGUUCGCAUUGCCAAGGCAGCCGGUGGCGCUGCAAAGGCCAAGACGCAAACACGGGAUUCCGACUUUGGAUUAAAGUCCAUGUUGGCUCUUCGUAGCGAAACAUAA
Phaeodactylum tricornutum CCAP 1055/1 is the source of this 4077-nucleotide messenger RNA. RefSeq lists its product with no specific name. Gene Ontology annotation, biological process: exocytosis; Golgi to plasma membrane transport. Gene Ontology annotation, molecular function: phosphatidylinositol-4,5-bisphosphate binding. The record is from RefSeq and is a predicted model, not a curated record. Bases 139 to 4077 code for a protein of 1312 amino acids. Gene Ontology annotation, cellular component: exocyst; plasma membrane. The transcript is spliced from 2 exons. NCBI's taxonomy places the organism in Eukaryota, Bacillariophyta, Bacillariophyceae, Surirellales, Neidiaceae.